This is a messenger RNA of Habropoda laboriosa, 2924 nucleotides long. RefSeq names its product endoplasmic reticulum metallopeptidase 1-like. Gene Ontology annotation, molecular function: metalloexopeptidase activity. The record is from RefSeq and is a predicted model, not a curated record. NCBI's taxonomy places the organism in Eukaryota, Metazoa, Arthropoda, Insecta, Hymenoptera, Apidae. Gene Ontology annotation, biological process: proteolysis. The transcript has 14 exons. Bases 78 to 2723 code for a protein of 881 amino acids.
UAACUUCGUCUCUGAUCUAACUUUGAUUCAAACUUUCAAUCAUUUUUCAAAGUGCCUUCCACCUUUAAGUACAAACAAUGAGAGACGGAGUGAGAUUACGCCAACAUGCCUCAAAAAGAUCUAGUGAUGUGUUAUAUGAGGAUAAAAGUUCUUCUAAGAAGAAGGAAGUACUGCCAAAUGAAACUCAACAUUUACUUUUCCUCUUUACAUUUUAUUUAUUUAUGUCCAUCAUCAUAAUCACAUUUGAGAAGAAAUUACCUGAACCAUUAACAAUUAAUAAAGAAGGAUUGCAUCCUGGAAGAUUUAUAGCAGAAAGAGCACAUAAUCAUCUGGUGAAUCUUACAUCUAUUGGGCCACGAAUUGUUGGAAGUUAUGAGAAUGAAGUGUUGGCAAUUAAAUAUUUAACAAACAUUAUCAAUAGUGUAGUUAAGGAUCCCAAUGUGAAUCAUCACAUUUUAGUCACUGUAACCAAACAUAGUGGAGCUUUCCCCUUAAAAUUUCUAGAUGGAAUGACAAAUGUGUAUAGAAAUGUUCAAAAUGUCAUUGUUAGAAUUGGCCCACACAGACCCACACAGAGCAGUUUGUUGAUAAAUUGUCAUUUUGAUACCUUUCCAGAAAGUCCUGGUGGAUCUGAUGAUGGAGCUGGUUGUGCUGUGAUGUUAGAAAUUUUACGUGUGAUUGCUCAUAGUUCAAAGUUGUUAAAGCAUAACAUUAUAUUUUUAUUUAAUGGUGCUGAAGAAAAUUUAUUACAGGCUUCUCAUGGCUUUAUAACGCAACAUUCUUGGGCUAAGGAAGUGCGUGCUUUUAUAAAUUUGGAAGCUUGUGGUGCCGGCGGUCGUGAAUUAUUGUUUCAGGCUGGACCUGAUAGCUCUUGGAUCCUUCAGAUAUAUGCUAAAUCUGUUCCCUAUCCCUAUGCAUCAUCUUUAGCUCAAGAAAUAUUUGAAAGUGGUAUUGUACCUGGAGAUACCGAUUUUCGAAUAUUUAGAGAUUUCGGAAACGUUUCUGGUCUUGAUUUUGCUUGGGCAACCAAUGGAUAUGUGUAUCAUACAAAAUAUGAUAAUAUUCAUCAAAUACCGUUAGGCUCUCUGCAAAGGACUGGGGAUAAUAUUCUUGCUUUAAUACAAGGAAUAGUGCUAGAUAAUAAUUUAUCCGAUGCACCUAUUCAGGAUCAUGUAGGGAAUCCUGUGUUCUUUGACUUUUUAGGCAGUUUUGUUAUCAGAUGGCCACAGUAUGUGUCAAGUACAAUCAAUAUUAUUAGCAUAAUUGCUGGUAUAUAUUCGAUAUAUUUAAACACACAAAACGUGCGAAGAGAUGUAAAAAAAUCAGUAUACUUAAAACACUUACUAUUGUGUACUGGAGCAAUAAUUGUUUCAUGGCUAGUCUCUGUAAUUUCCUGCACAUUAAUUGCACUAGUCCUUACCAAGCUCGGGAAAGUAAUGAGUUGGUAUGCAAGACCAGCAUGGUUGUUCUUCUUGUACGUGGUUCCAACUAUUUUCGUAUCCAUGACAUUUUUCUUGUAUGUUGGAUCGCGUCAAAAGAAAGCAAUUAAGUCUGCAUGGACUUUAUAUCAAAUAUACUGUGAUUCAUAUUCCAUGAUAUGGAUGUCUGUUCUUUUUUGCUGCGUUAUAUUCGAAAUACGAUCUGGUUUUAUACCACUGCACUGGGUUGUAUUUCCUACUCUUGGAAAUAUACUUCGAUAUAAUUUCUUUAAUAAAUGGAGAGGUUGGAAAUGGCUUUUUUAUUAUUUAGCGACAAUGUCUUUGCCUUAUAUACAAUCGUUCUACUUAGCAAUUGGAGCUCUUUAUCUUUUUAUUCCCAUAAUGGGGCGAUCUGGUAGUAGUAUCAAUUCGGAAGUUGUUAUGGCUAACAUGUUAUGCAUACUCUUCUGCCUCCUACUUAGUUUCACGUUACCAUUUGUACUUUUAAUCAAAAAUGCAGAGAGAGUCCUAAGUGUAUUAGUGGGAAUAUUUUUAAUAACUAUGGGCCUAUUAAUUUUGACUCCGCUUGGUUUUCCUUAUAGUGGUGAUUUAUCGUCGUUAGCGCCUGAACGAUUUAUGAUUGCGCACUCGCAAAGACAAUAUUACGAUAUUAAUGGUAACUUACGGCAUUCUGGAACUGGAUAUUGGAUAGCUGAUUUAGAUAUGAAUAGUCCACAUAGCGUGGAAGCUAUGGUACCUGAAAUAGGUGCUGUUUCGUCAACAGUGAAAGAUUGCGAGAAAGAAUUAUAUUGCGGCCUACCAUAUUUUAUGCCUGUCACAACAUUUUUGUGGAAAACAAGUUGGAUUCCAGGUCCUGCACCACUGAUUAGUAUUCCAACGAAGAUCGAACAAAUUUCAAAGACCUCGAAACAAAAUAUCGUCAGUUUUACCUUUAACGUUACAGGCCCUGAUCAUAUAAGUAUAAUUUUGUCUCCGUACAAAGGUGUUCACUUAGAGAGGUGGUCUAUUAUAGAAGGAAAACCAUUAGAAGGACCUAAAUGGAACGACAGGGAGACAUAUUUUAUUUAUUAUUCUUGUGCGUCCGACUGUGUUCCUUUUACAUUUUCCCUCGAGUUGAAUGUAAAUAAUAUGCCGAAAACUCCAUGCUUAACAGUAGCAUUGGGUGGUCAUUUUUUGCAUGGUGAACACCAAACAUCAUUGAGAUUUAAACGAUUCUUAGCACAAUUUCCAUCUUGGACAGUCGUCACCCCAUGGACAGCAACGUACACCUCUUGGGAAUUUUAACACGAUUAAGAACUGAUUGUAUCGGUAUUAAGUACAUUUGCGUGAAAAUAGUUAGCGACAGCCUAACGGGAACGGCACUUACUAGGUUAGUUUUAGAUACGUUUAAAAGACAUAUAAUACCUUAACAAUGCAAACUAUAAGCUUAAGAGUUAGAGUAAUCCCAUAUUAUACGUGCUAAUACUUUGCAAUCGCAAUAUAGCA